Molecule: messenger RNA, 4352 nt
Organism: Salarias fasciatus (jewelled blenny)
Lineage: Eukaryota; Metazoa; Chordata; Actinopteri; Blenniiformes; Blenniidae
Gene: grik5
Product: glutamate receptor, ionotropic, kainate 5
Exons: 20
Coding region: 1124-4339 (1071 amino acids)
Biological process (GO): monoatomic ion transport
Cellular component (GO): membrane
Molecular function (GO): signaling receptor activity; ligand-gated monoatomic ion channel activity
Source: RefSeq, a predicted model, not a curated record
UCCGGGUGGAGGGGAGUCUGGAGAAUGGCACGGUAAACCUCCAGCUGUCCGAGCGACAGACGGGCGGAAAGGCAGACAGGUACACAGCUGAAGUGUCAGGCAGAGAGCCAGGCAGACAUCCAGCGCCGGCACAGUCGACUGUGUGCAUUUCAUUGUCAUUCCGUGCAGCAUGUGAGAGGGAGGCAGAGGGAAGGAAAGAAAGCCGAGACGGAGAGGAAGAAGGGGAGCAUCCCUGUGGUUGUAGCUUCUCCGGGAUCUCGGUUCAUCUGCAUCCAUCUCAGUCAGAGCUGUGGCAGGCCCGCGCACUAAAGGAAAAAAAUAAAGCAGGACGGCAGGGAGGGGGCCGUUACUAGAAACGAAAUACAGGUUGGAGAGAGAGAGGGAAGGAAAGAGAGGUAGAGCGGCGGGCAGAGAAACAGAGGGAGAGAGCAGGUGUCGGAAAUCCUCCCCUUCAUCUGCUUGUCAUUUACUCCUUCGUGCUCUCUCGUCGUCUGGCGCGGUGAUUGGUUUUCUGAUGCCGGUGUUCCUCUGCUUAUAGGCCCUCUGCAGUCCUGUGAAAAACAAGAGGCGUCCAGACAGACGAAGGCAAAAAAAGAAAAACAUUAAAAAAAAAAAAGGAACGGCGCUCCCCUUUUUUGAUUGACUAAUUUUUCACACCUUCCUUUUCUCAUUUAUCAAGCGGGGCUCUUGUUUUUUUUUUGUUUUUUUUUUUCCUGAUUUCUCUGAUUAAGUGAGAGAUAGAAAGAAGAGAAGCAGCGGCCCAAUCAAUCCCCCAUUCUCUCCGUACACAGAACUGAACCUCUCCUGUCAUCAAUUGUUGAUUUUUCUUGCCUCGUUGUGUAGGGAUUAUGUUUUUUUCCACCUUGUGCGUAUAAACUCUGGAUUCCUACACGUUCCCUGUGUAUGCCCUCACCCCCAGUGACACAGCGUGAACUCCUCUGACUCCCCCACGGCAUCUCCCCCCCCUCGGCUGAAGUGCUGAAACUCAGUGGUCUCAGAUCUCAAUGCCUGUGUUGACUCACUACUACAGCGAUAAUAUGGCAGAGCGCUUCUGAUACCGUCUGAUUCAUUCUGUGGCGGUACAGGCAGCCAGCAGACCGUUCUCCAUGAGGAGCAGUAGAAGAUGCCGGCUCUGCCAGCACUGCUGCUGUCAAUACACAUCCUCUCCUUCCUGCUAGUCGCCAUGCCGCCACGCUCCCUCAGCCAGGCCCCCCUGCUCUCCUCUGUCCGCAUGGCGGCGAUCCUGGACGACCAGUCGGUGUGUGGGCGUGGGGAGCGACUGGCGCUGGCCCUGGCCAGGGAGAACAUCAACAGCGUGAUGGAGGGCCCGGCCCGAGCCCGAGUGGAGGUGGACAUAUACGAACUGCAGAAGGACUCCCAGUACGACACCACUGACACCAUGUGUCAGAUUCUGCCCAAGGGCGUCGUCUCUGUGAUUGGUCCCGCCUCCAGCCCCGCCUCCGGCUCCACUGUCAGUCACAUAUGUGGGGAGAAGGAGAUUCCUCAUGUUAAAAUCGGCCCCGAGGAAACGCCCCGCCUGCCGUACCUGCGGUUCGCCUCCGUCACUCUGUACCCCAGCAACGAGGACCUGAGCCUGGCCAUCGGAGCCAUCCUGCGCUCCUUCAGUUACCCCUCAGCCAGCCUGGUCUGCGCCAAGGCCGAGUGCCUGCUGAGAUUGGAGGAGCUGGUCCGCCGCUUCCUCAUCUCUCGGGAGACGCUGUCAGUCAGGAUGCUGGAUGACAACAUGGACCCGACGCCGCUGCUGAAGGAGAUCCGCGACGACAAAGUCGCCACCAUCAUCAUCGACGCCAACGCUUCUGUCUCUUAUCUCAUCUUGAAGAAGGCAUCAGAGCUGGGAAUGACGUCGGCUUUUUAUAAGUACAUCCUCACCACCAUGGACUUCCCCCUGCUGAAGCUGGAUGACAUAGUGGAUGAGCAGUCCAACAUCGUGGGCUUCUCCAUGUUCAACACCACACACCCCUUCUAUCUGGAGUUCAUCCGGAGCCUCAACCUCUCCUGGAGGGAGGGGUGCGACCUGACCUACCCCGGCCCCGCGCUCUCGUCGGCUCUGAUGUUUGACGCGGUGCACGUGGUGGUGGGGGCGGUGCGGGAAUUGAACCGCAGUCAGGAGAUCGGAGUGAAGCCGCUCAGCUGCACCUCACCUCAGAUCUGGCAACACGGGACCAGUCUUAUGAACUACCUGCGCAUGGUGGAGUAUGAUGGCCUGACGGGGCGAGUGGAGUUCAACAGCAAAGGUCAGAGGACCAACUACACCCUGCGGAUCCUGGAGAAACACAGGGGAGGUCACAAAGAGAUUGGGAUCUGGUACUCCAACAACACCUUGGCAAUGAACUCCACCAGUCUGGAUAUCAACGUGUCGGAGACGCUGGCGAACAAGACCCUCAUCGUCACCACCAUACUGGAGAACCCGUAUGUGAUGCGCAAAGACAACUACCAGGACUUCCAGGGCAACGACCAGUAUGAGGGCUUCUGCGUCGACAUGCUGAGGGAGCUGGCAGACAUCUUGAAAUUCUCGUUCAAGAUUAAACUGGUGGAUGAUGGACUGUACGGGGCUCCAGAGCCCAAUGGCUCUUGGACUGGCAUGGUUGGAGAGUUAAUCAACAGGAAAGCAGAUCUGGCCGUGGCGGGCUUCACCAUUACAUCAGAAAGAGAGAAAGUUAUCGACUUCUCUAAGCCGUUCAUGACCCUGGGGAUCAGCAUCUUGUACAGAGUUCAACUGGGUCGGAAGCCGGGCUACUUCUCCUUCCUGGACCCCUUCUCGCCGGCUGUCUGGCUCUUUAUGUUGCUCGCCUACCUGGCAGUCAGCUGCGUGCUCUUCCUUGCUGCAAGGUUGAGCCCUUACGAGUGGUACAACCCUCACCCCUGUCUGCGAGAGCGCAGGGACAUGCUGGAGAACCAGUACACCCUGGGAAACAGCUUGUGGUUCCCUGUCGGAGGCUUCAUGCAGCAGGGAUCGGAGAUCAUGCCAAGAGCCUUGUCCACCAGAUGUGUCAGCGGGGUUUGGUGGGCAUUCACCUUGAUCAUCAUUUCCUCCUACACGGCCAACCUGGCGGCCUUUCUGACCGUUCAGAGGAUGGAGGUCCCCAUCGAGUCCCCGGACGACUUGGCUGACCAGACCAACAUCGAGUACGGGACCAUUCACGGAGGGAGCACCAUGACCUUCUUCAUGAACUCCCGCUAUCAGACCUACCAGCGCAUGUGGAACUACAUGAACUCCAAGCAGCCCAGCGUGUUUGUGAAAAGCACGGAGGAGGGCAUUGCCCGUGUGCUCAACUCCAAGUACGCCUUCCUGAUGGAGAGCACCAUGAACGAGUACCACCGCGGCCUCAACUGCAACCUGACGCAGAUCGGAGGCCUGCUGGACACCAAGGGCUACGGCAUCGGCAUGCCUCUGGGAUCUCCGUUCAGAGAUGAGAUCACGCUGGCCAUUCUCCAGCUGCAGGAGAAUAACCGGCUGGAGAUACUGAAAAGGAGGUGGUGGGAGGGAGGCCAAUGUCCCAAAGAGGAGGACCACCGUGCCAAGGGUCUGGGCAUGGAGAACAUUGGGGGCAUCUUUGUGGUGCUGAUCUGUGGCCUCAUCAUUGCCGUGUUUGUGGCCAUUAUGGAGUUUGUGUGGUCGACGCGCCGCUCGGCAGAGACAGAUGAGGUAUGCCCCCAUACCUGCCCUCGCCGACCCCACAGACACACCCCAGUGUCUGUCUGUCAGGAGAUGAUCACAGAGUUCAGAAACGCCGUCUCCUGUAAGAAGAGCUCCCGGAUGCGCCGCCGCCGGCCCCUGAGCAGCUCGGCGGCCCUGCGCCACCCCACCCGCAUCGCCCUGGGAGCGCCGCGGCCGCUGCGCCUCGUCCGGGAGAUGCGGCUCAGCAACGGCAAGCUGUACAGCGGAGCCGGCCCCCUGACGGGCGGGGCCGGGGGCGGGGCGGGAGGGGCGGGGCCUCCCGAUCUGGGCCCCGGGCCCCAGCGGAUACUGGACGAUCCGCUGGGAGCCAACACCACCCCGCCUCCGCCCGCCCCCACCCCCGUGAUGCUGCCCGCCCGGGGCUGCACCCAUGUGAGGAUCUGCCAGGAGUGUCGGAGGAUCCAGAACCUGAGGCCGGGCGGCAGCAUAGCGUCGGCCUCCACGAGAAUACCCCCCUCGUCCGCUCCCCUGCCCCGGCUACCUCCGCCCCCGCCCCCGUCCUCCUCCAACACAGACAGUGAGGGCGGAGGGGGGCCCAGCCCCAGACGACAGCAUCACAGCCCCCCGCCUCACACCCCCCGCCCCAUCCCGCCUCCACAGAGCAGCAACACCACAGACCUGCUGGGGGACCAGGACUGAGACCGGGGGCGUC